AUGGCUUCCACCUCCUUCUACCAGGCCACCGUGCCCACCUUCAAGGGCAUCGCCAACAGCGCUGUUGGCUUCCUCACAGCAGCCAAGGAAGAGCAGGCAAAGAACAGCUCGCUGCCCUCCGACCAGGACCUUCUCAACGCCCAGCUCGGCGACAUGCUUCCCCUCCGCAUGCAACCCAUCCUCGUCGGCAAGUUCCCACUCGAUGGCCUCACCACCCUGAAGCUCAACGGAUCGGCCGCACCCCCUAACCUGGACCCCUCAUCAUUCUCGUCCCUCGACGACGUCAUCAACUUCUUCAAGCAGUUUGCCGCUGUCUUUGACGCCGUUGACGAGAAGACUUACAACGAGAGCGCUGGAAAGAGCUUCGAUGUAACCGUUGCGGGCAAGACUAUGACUAUGUCUAACUUGGCUGAAUACUAUAACAGCUUCGUCAUUCCCAACAGCUACUUCCACCUCAACGCCAUGUACAUGCUAUUGAGGAGCAAGGGAUUCACUCUUGGCAAGGGCAUCUACGUCAAGCCUUUCUUCACCGAGCAGGCAAAGAAGGACUGGGCCCCGUUGAUGGGUUAG
Alternaria ethzedia is the source of this 570-nucleotide messenger RNA. RefSeq lists its product as uncharacterized. The coding region runs from base 1 to 570 and encodes 189 amino acids. NCBI's taxonomy places the organism in Eukaryota, Fungi, Ascomycota, Dothideomycetes, Pleosporales, Pleosporaceae. The record is from RefSeq and is a predicted model, not a curated record. The transcript has 2 exons.